UUAAUGUAUGAAUCAUAGAUUCAUCUGCACAGGAAAAGCUUUCACCUUUUUUGAUUCAUUCAUAAGAAAAGUGGAGAGACAGAGAGAUUUUGAUAAAAACAAGAAGCAUCUCCAUUACUAUACAUUGAAAGAAGUCAAAAUUAAGUUUUUUUUCUUUGUUUGUUAAAGUAGGUUUAUCUCGUUUGGGAUCUUUUGCUAUUUUUCUACAGUAUUGAAUCGACAAAAGAUAAAAGAAAAAGAAAUCGAGAGAUUUACAGUGAGAUUGUAGAGAAUGGGAUCUUCUUCUGGGCAAAGUGGGUUCGAUCUUUCUUUCAAGAUCUUAUUGAUUGGAGAUUCUGGUGUUGGUAAAAGUAGCUUGCUUCUCAGCUUCAUUUCCAGCUCUGUCGAAGAUCUUGCUCCUACCAUCGGUGUUGAUUUUAAAAUCAAACAGUUGAAAGUAAGAGGGAAAAGAGUAAAACUUACAAUCUGGGACACAGCUGGACAAGAAAAGUUCAGAACAUUGACGAGUUCAUAUUUCAGAGGCUCCCAAGGAAUCAUUCUUGUUUAUGAUGUGACGAAAAGAGAGACAUUUCUAAACUUAGCAGAUGUUUGGGCUAAAGAGAUUGAGCUCUACUCGACUAACCAUGAUUGCAUUAAGAUGCUUGUUGGCAACAAAGUCGAUAAAGAAUCUGAGAGGAGGGUUAGCCGAGAAGAAGGCAUGGCUCUAGCGAAAGAACUCAAGUGUUUGUUUUAUGAAUGUAGCGCAAGAACCCGAGAAAACGUGAAGCAGUGCUUUGAAGAGCUUGCUUUAAAGAUUUUGGAGGUACCUAGUCUUUUGGAAGAAGGAUCAAGCUCUGUGAAGAGAAAACCUGAUUACCGAACUCAUCAAAGUCGGUGUUGCUCGUGAGCUGAUUGGUUUGCCUUUUCCAAUUGGAAUGGCCUCUUUUGUGUGUAAAUUUCUCAAGAAGAUGAAACUUUGUAAAUUUUUCAAAAUCCUUAGAUCUUUCUUCUUCUUCCCUCGACUGAUAUUGUGUAGUAAGUUAAUAACCUCACCAUACAGAAGAAAAAAGACCGCCUCAUAUUCUUAUAUUGUGUUUACU
Molecule: messenger RNA, 1079 nt
Organism: Eutrema salsugineum
Lineage: Eukaryota; Viridiplantae; Streptophyta; Magnoliopsida; Brassicales; Brassicaceae
Product: ras-related protein RABC2b
Exons: 6
Coding region: 272-886 (204 amino acids)
Molecular function (GO): GTPase activity; GTP binding
Source: RefSeq, a predicted model, not a curated record